Molecule: messenger RNA, 336 nt
Organism: Pestalotiopsis fici W106-1
Lineage: Eukaryota; Fungi; Ascomycota; Sordariomycetes; Amphisphaeriales; Sporocadaceae
Exons: 2
Coding region: 1-336 (111 amino acids)
Biological process (GO): translation
Cellular component (GO): mitochondrial large ribosomal subunit
Molecular function (GO): structural constituent of ribosome
Source: RefSeq, a predicted model, not a curated record
AUGUGGCCCACCACGAGACUCAUGUUCCAGGCGCGGGAAAAGUUCACGCGCAAGUUCCGCAAGCUGCCGCUCACCACCAAGGACAUCAACAAGGGCUUCUACAAGGGAAACAGGACAGGUUCCAUGGGUCGACACACCAGAUUCGGAGGAUACAUCAUUGAAUGGGACAAGGUUCGCACCUAUGUCGUACCGGAGGGCAUGGAUAGCUUCAAGCUGAGCCCUUUUGUAACGAACAAGGUGCAGAGAACGAGAGGGCAGUAUGAGGGCUACGCUCGCGGUCCCAGCGACCCUCAGUUGUAUCUGGAGAGGUGGAAGGACGAGAACGGCCUGGACUAA